CCUCACCAUCACAACCCAAAGCCUACACUAAAAUUUCCUCAUAACAUUUUCCUCUACCAAAGUCCGAAUGAUGGCAGAAGAAACAGAUCUUGCUAUUCCUCUCAUACCUGAUCUCUACAAACCACCUGCUCUUCUUCCUAUUGCCCAACUCAAAGAUCAACUACUCUAUACAAUAGAAACCCACGCUGUGACUAUCGUUGUGGGUGAGACUGGUAGCGGAAAAACCACUCAGAUCCCUAAGUUUUUGCUCUCGGCGGGAUGGUGCGCGGAUGGGAAGCAAAUAGCUGUCACGCAGCCUCGAAGGAUAGCGGUGACUAGUGUCGCGGCCCGUGUUGCGGAAGAGCUGGGGACGCCUUUGGGUCAGACGGUUGGGUAUUCGAUAAGAUUCGAGGAUGUGACGAGCGCGAACACGCAGAUCAAGUUUAUCACAGAUGGGUUGAUUCUACGCGAAAUGCUCGUUGAUCCGUUGCUGAACCGAUAUUCUGUCAUAAUGGUCGAUGAGGCUCACGAAAGGAGUCUUUCGAGCGACGUCCUACUCAGUCUGUUGAAAAAGGUAUUGAGGAAGAGAAAUGAUUUGAGAGUUGUGGUCAGUUCGGCCACGUUAGAAGCUGAGCGUUUUUUGAAUUUUUUCAGCCCCGACAAUGAAGAGAAGAUACACGGUAAAAGCAGGGACGACUACGGACGUAUCGUCAGCAUCGAAGGACGGACGCAUCCCGUUGAGAUUCAGUACCUGGUUGAGCCGAUUCACAACUACGUCGAAGCCGCCGUCGAUGCAGUAAUGAAUAUACACGACAAAGAGUCCACUGGCGACAUCCUCGUUUUCUUCACCGGCCGCGAGGAAAUUGACGACGCGAUAGAGAUGAUCGGUGACCGCAUCGCUGAUCUCCCUUCCACAGCCCAAAAACUCCAACCUCUACCUCUCUAUGCUGGAUUACCAACAGAAGACCAAAUGUUUGUGUUCCAAAAGCCACCGCCAAAUACGCGAAAAGUAAUCCUCAGUACCAACAUCGCCGAAGCAAGUGUAACAAUCGAUGGCAUCGUUUUUGUUAUCGACAGUGGUUAUGUAAAGCUGCGAAACUACGAUGCGCGUCUUGGAAUCGAGAACUUGAACGUCGUGCCUGUCUCCAAAGCGAGCGCAACUCAACGCGCUGGCCGCGCCGGCCGCACAAGACCAGGGAAAUGCUUUAGAAUGUACACGGAAUCUGCAUUCAGCCAACUCGAGGGCGCUACGUUCCCCGAGAUUCAGCGCUCGAAUCUUGCCCCUGUCAUUCUCCAACUACUGAAUCUGGGUAUAACAAAUGUAGUUCGUUUCGACUACCUGUCUCCACCACCCUCCUCCCUUGUCACACGCGCCCUCGACUUGCUAUAUUCCCUCGGUGCACUCGAUACCAACGCGCGUCUCACAAAACCAAUGGGAACACGCAUGGCAGAACUGCCUUUAGAACCUAUGCUCGCAAAAGCCCUGCUCAACGCCGCGUCCCCUGAAUUUGGCUGCGUGAGCGAAAUGCUAACAAUUGCCGCGAUGAUGACAUUGCAAGGCAAUGCGUUUGUGUCACACGACGGGGAGAAGAAAGCCCUCGAAAGAGCAAGACGAAGAUUCGCUGUCUCCGAGGGAGACCACUUGACGCUGUAUAAUGUCUACGAAGCGUUUGUGAAGAGUGGAAAGGAUGCGCAGUGGUGCCAUUCAAACUCCCUCAACCACAAAUCCCUCGUCAAAGCAGUAUCCGUGCGCAAACAGCUCGCCGCGUACUUAUCCCGUUUUAACGUCGUCGAAUCUACUUUAGCAUCCUCAGACGUGCUUCGCGUGAGCGGUACACCGCUGCCCGAACGCAUACGGCGGUGCCUCACAACAGGGUUCUUUGCGCAUGCGGCCAGGAUGAAAGCAGACGGGAGUUUUGCGACGGUGGAUGGGAAGACGACGCUGUGGGCGCAUCCGAGUAGUGUGUUCUUCCAUCGGAAGGCGGAUUGGGUCAUCUAUACGGAGAUCAUGGCUUCGAGGGAUAAGAUCUAUAUCCGUGAUUUGUCGACUGUGGAGAUGGAUUGGUUGACGGAGUGUGCGCCGGAGUACUAUAAGAUCAAAAACGGGAGGUAAACGAUGGACGAGUCGGCUCGAAAUGAUUGAAUAUGGGGCUAUGUAAGGGCUCGUAUAUCAUCAGUGGGAGGAUGAAGAUCUGGAGUUCAGAAGAGACGUGUAGUAAACUUGUUCUCGCUGCAAGGACUCAUCAAAAAAAUGUGAGUCCGAAGGAAGAAUCUACAUG
Dothidotthia symphoricarpi CBS 119687 is the source of this 2258-nucleotide messenger RNA. RefSeq names its product P-loop containing nucleoside triphosphate hydrolase protein. The transcript has 2 exons. The coding region runs from base 68 to 2092 and encodes 674 amino acids. The record is from RefSeq and is a predicted model, not a curated record. Gene Ontology annotation, cellular component: intracellular anatomical structure; catalytic step 2 spliceosome. Gene Ontology annotation, molecular function: RNA binding; ATP binding. NCBI's taxonomy places the organism in Eukaryota, Fungi, Ascomycota, Dothideomycetes, Pleosporales, Dothidotthiaceae.